Messenger RNA from Didymella exigua CBS 183.55, 1360 nucleotides. RefSeq lists its product as uncharacterized. The record is from RefSeq and is a predicted model, not a curated record. Lineage: Eukaryota; Fungi; Ascomycota; Dothideomycetes; Pleosporales; Didymellaceae. The coding region runs from base 414 to 1214 and encodes 266 amino acids. The transcript has a single exon.
UGUUACCAAUCUGCGCUCCCUGGUUUCUAUCGCCUGCGAACGUGGUGGUCGUAGUGAUGCCGAGGGGAGCCAUUGCGCAUAGCAGUGACUGGACUGUGCAGCGUUGAGAGCCUUGUGCAGGAUCAGACAGCAGCUGCUUUUGCGCAUCAGGCUGGACGCCACAGCUGCUGACUGCUGACACACUCUGGCUUCCACCCGCAGCCAUUAUUGCCUGCGCAUACAAGAGAGCUGCAGGCCAUCGCCCCGCGGCUAUCACUUGCACAGCUCAGGCCUGGAGCAAGGUACAAGUACGCAUUCCCCGAGAUCUCUUCCUCGUAUCUCUUCCUCGUAUCUCUUCCUCGUAUCUCUUGCUCCUAUCUCAUCUUCAUUUCACGUCUUCGUUCCCAUCGUUGCCACUAAUCCAGCGACCCAACAUGGCAGAGACGGCUGGCCUUGUUGUUGGUGUUGUCGCCCUUGCUAGCCUGUUCAACAACACAGUGGAGUGCUUCGAGCUCCUCCAGCUCGGACGCACAUUCAGAAAGAGCUUCCAAACAAGCCAGCUCCAACUCGACAGUGCAAGACUCCGCCUGUCGAGGUGGGGCAAGUCUCUGAGUCUUGAUGACGAUGUCCGGGAUACAGUAUCGCUUCAGGGGUGUUUCGGAUCAGAAACAAACGUUAAAGACGCUGAAGCCCUGCUUCACCAGAUUGUCGAGCUGUUCGCAGAAGCUCAGCACGUGUCGGACAGAUACAAGAGUCGGACGCAGCCACAGGACGACAGCCUUGCGGUAUACGAUCCCCAGACCAACCUAGAUCCGGCAAGGGCAAAGCUUCACGAGAAGAUGCGACAGCUGGCUAUCGAGCGCCAGAACCGGUCCAGCGUACGUCAGAAGGCAAAGUGGGCAUUGUACCAAGAAAAGCAUUUUCGACAACUGAUCAAGGACAUCACUGAGCUCAUUGACAGCUUGGUCCAGCUCUUCCCAGCAACGCAGCAGUCUCAGCGCGAGCUGUGUGAUAGGGAAGUAUCAGCUAUUGGAGAAGGCGAAGGCAUGUCUGUAUUGAAAGAGAUUGCCGCCGCUCAAGACACACUGUUGGAGCACGCAAUCACAAAGGCGACAGAGGGGGCCGACAGGUCUCACCACACUGUCUUUUCAGGCAACAAUAACAAUGGCCUUCAGCUUGGUCACAAUUCUGGUACAAUGUCGGGGUUUUCAUUUGGAAAAGGCGGGUCAACAUGAGUUGUAGCUUAGCACUUGCUCUUGUCAUGUGUUACGAUCCCAGGAACACGAGAAGUAUUCAAACCAAUCACAGCACGACACAGCAGGAAUGACAACUUUAAUUAAAUACAAGCAAGCCAACUCGACAAGUAAGCACUGAAAACGGG